AAGUGCAGGUUGAAGGUCCACAAAGUGGUGUUUGUAGGGGAUGAGAUCUGUUGAUUUACUGAUUAGCUAUAUACAUAUCUAGGUUCAAUGCUCUCCACUUGGAAGAUAACCUUUGUGAUAACCUGGUACUCAGAUGGUAUAAAAAGCAAAUCCAGGCUCUGCUAGACCAGUCCCGACAGCAACCAUGACAAAGCUUAUUCUCCUCACAGGUCUAACCCUUCUGCUGAAUGCUCAGCUACGCUCUGCCUACCAGCUGACAUGCUAUUUCACCAACUGGGCCCAAUACCGGCCGGACCUGGGAAGCUUCAAGCCUGACAACAUUGACACCUGCCUGUGUACUCAUCUGAUCUAUGCCUUUGCUGGGAUGCGUGACAACAAGAUCACCACCAUGGAAUGGAAUGAUGUGACUCUCUACCAAUCUUUCAACGGCCUGAAAAACAAGAACAACCAGCUGAAAACUCUCCUGGCCAUUGGAGGCUGGAACUUUGGAACUGCCCGUUUCACUGCCAUGGUUUCCACUCAGGAGAAACGCCAGACUUUCAUUGCCUCAGUCAUCAAAUUCCUGCGUCAGUAUGGAUUUGAUGGGCUGGACUUUGAUUGGGAGUACCCUGGCUCUCGUGGAAGCCCUCUUCAGGACAAGCAUCUCUUCACUGUCCUGGUGCAGGAAAUGCGUGAAGCUUUUGAGCAGGAGGCUGAGCAAACCAACAAGCCCAGGCUGCUGGUCACUGCUGCAGUAGCUGCUGGCAUCUCUAACAUCCAGUCUGGUUAUGAGAUCCCUCAGCUGUCCCAGUACCUGGACUACAUCCAUGUCAUGACCUAUGACCUCCAUGGCUCCUGGGAGGGUUACACUGGGGAGAACAGCCCCCUCCACAAGUACCCAACUGACACUGGCAGCAAUGCCUACCUCAAUGUGGAUUAUGCCAUGAACUACUGGAAGGACAAUGGGGCCCCAGCUGAGAAGCUCAUCGUUGGAUUCCCUGCUUAUGGACAUACCUUCAUCCUAAGCAAUCCUUCCAGCACUGGCAUUGGUGCCCCUACUUCUGGUGCUGGUUCUGCUGGACCCUAUACCAGGCAGGCUGGGUUCUGGGCCUACUAUGAGAUCUGUACCUUCCUGCAAAACGGAGCCACUCAGGCAUGGGAUGCCCCUCAGGAUGUGCCCUAUGCCUAUAAGGGCAAUGAAUGGGUUGGCUAUGACAAUGAAGAGAGCUUCAAAAUCAAGGCUCAGUGGCUUAAGCUGAACAAUUUCGGAGGUGCCAUGGUCUGGGCCAUUGACCUGGAUGAUUUCACAGGCACUUUCUGCAACCAGGGCAAGUUCCCUCUGAUCAAUACCUUGAAGAAUGCUCUUGGCCUGAACAGUACAAGUUGCACAGCCUCAGCUCAGCCCAGUAAGCCCAACGGCGGAAGCGGAAGUGGAAGUGAGAGCGGAAGUGGUAGUGAAAGCGGGACUGGGAGCAGCAGUUCUGGAGAUAGCUCUGGCAGCAGUGGAUUCUGUGCUGGCAAAGCCGAUGGCCUCUACCCUGUGGCGAAUAACAGAAAUGCCUUCUGGCACUGUGCAAAUGGAAUCACAUAUAAGAAGAAUUGCCAGGCGGGGCUUGUCUUUGAUACCAGCUGUGAGUGCUGCAACUGGGCAUAAACCUGACCCCUGUCUCCAUUCCCUAGGGUUCUGAAUAGUCUCCUUUGCUUAGCACACCUUGCCCCUACCCAGAGUUCUGCAAUAAAAUCCAUCAGUCAAAA
Molecule: messenger RNA, 1734 nt
Organism: Camelus dromedarius (Arabian camel)
Lineage: Eukaryota; Metazoa; Chordata; Mammalia; Artiodactyla; Camelidae
Gene: CHIA
Product: chitinase acidic
Exons: 11
Coding region: 185-1633 (482 amino acids)
Biological process (GO): carbohydrate metabolic process; chitin catabolic process
Cellular component (GO): extracellular region
Molecular function (GO): chitinase activity; chitin binding
Source: RefSeq, a predicted model, not a curated record